Molecule: messenger RNA, 1844 nt
Organism: Zalophus californianus (California sea lion)
Lineage: Eukaryota; Metazoa; Chordata; Mammalia; Carnivora; Otariidae
Gene: REM2
Product: RRAD and GEM like GTPase 2
Exons: 5
Coding region: 88-1110 (340 amino acids)
Cellular component (GO): plasma membrane
Molecular function (GO): GTPase activity; calcium channel regulator activity; GTP binding
Source: RefSeq, a predicted model, not a curated record
GCUGACAGUGCUGCUGAGUGAGGGAGUGGGUACUGCAAGCCGCGGGGCUGCACACGCGCGCGCACACACACACACACACGCACACCGAUGCACACGGACCUCGACACCGACAUGGACACGGACACAGAAACCACAGCACUCUGCCCCUCCGGCAGCCACCGGGCCUCCCCCCCAGGGACGCCCACACCAGAAACAGAUGCCUCACUGCUGAAGCAGCCAGAGAAGCUGUUGGCAGGGUUGGACCGGGGUGGGCCACCCCCUGCCCCAGGGGCCCCCAGACGAAGAGGCAGUAUGCCUGUCCCCUACAAGCACCAGCUGCGGCGCGCCCAGGCCAUAGAUGAACUUGACUGGCCACCUCAAGCCUCAUCCUCUGGUUCCUCGGACUCCUUGGGCUCAGGGGAGGCAGGCCCCACCCAAAAGGAUGGCAUCUUCAAGGUCAUGCUGGUAGGGGAGAGCGGCGUGGGCAAGAGCACCCUAGCAGGCACUUUCGGUGGUCUCCAGGGAGACAGUGCUCAUGAGCCGGAGAACCCAGAGGACACCUAUGAAAGACGCAUCAUGGUGGAUAAGGAGGAAGUGACUCUAGUUGUUUAUGACAUCUGGGAACAGGGGGACGCAGGGGGGUGGCUGCGGGACCACUGCCUUCAGAUCGGGGAUGCCUUUCUCAUCGUCUUCUCAGUCACCGACCGACGAAGCUUCUCCAAAGUUCCAGAGACCCUACUUAGGCUGCGGGCUGGGAGGCCCCACCACGACCUCCCUGUCAUCCUCGUUGGAAACAAGAGCGACCUGGCCCGCUCCCGGGAGGUCUCACUGGAGGAGGGCCGCCACCUGGCAGGGACCCUGAGCUGCAAGCACAUCGAGACGUCGGCCGCGCUGCACCACAACACGCAGGAGCUCUUCGAGGGCGCGGUGCGCCAGAUCCGGCUGCGGCAGGGCCGGAGCCGCGCCGGGGGCCCGCGGCCCGAGUGGGGCUGCCCCGACGGCCCCCCGCCGCCCGCGCGCCGCGAGAGCCUCACCAAGAAGGCCAAGCGCUUCCUGGCCAACCUGGUGCCGCGCAACGCCAAGUUCUUCAAGCAGCGCUCCAGGUCGUGUCACGACCUCUCCGUGCUCUGAGCCGCGGUCGCCAUGGUCACCGCGGUCGCCAUGGUCACCGCGCCCUCCGCUCGCCCCUUCGCCCCGCCCCGCCCCCGUCCGCCCUGCGCAGACCGUCUAGGAAACCAAAAACGCCCAGGGCGCGCAGCCGCCGGCGCGCGUCGCCCCCAGCCCCGCCACCGCGCGUGCCCUGGCUACCUCCCGGCCCCUGAGCGCCUAGAAGGCGAGGACGCAGACCUGCGGGCGGGCGCGCUGCGGCCGGAGGACCAGGCGGCUUCUGGAGGGCAGGACGGGCUAUAGUUCCGCGAACCAUUUUGACUUUUAUUAAGUCACGCUUGACCACCUCUCCUGUAAAGAGAUCCUAAAAGCGAGAACUGGAAAAGUGCUUUUAGACCCCUUUCCAGUUCACCUUUGUACUCUGCGCCGAUACGCCUCACCUUUAAGAAAUCCUUAAAGGUAAAGACACGGAGACGCUUCUUUGAGACUUUUCCUAAAACGUGCUGGCUCUUAGUUGCUGCACUUGUCCACUUUGCCUUUAAGAAGUUCUUAAAGGCAAGGGCCUGGAAGUGCUGUUUUUCAGAAUUGAUUAUGUGAUUCACCACCACACCGCGGCACUUCCCUUUUAAGGUUAUUAAAGGUAAGGUUUGGACAGACUUUUGCCUUCAGAUGCCAUUGUGAAGAGCUGAGCAGGUGGUACCGCCCCUUUUGGCCAGGGCCCAGGAGGCCCCAGCAAGGGAGCCACCCUUCCCUUUUCA